UAGAACUGUCAUUUUAUUGUUCAAAUUCAACUUGCUAUUUAAUAUUUACUAACAAACAAAACAAACAUGAAUACUGGUAUCGGCAGUUGAUAACCUGCUUUUAUUUACAAAAGUGAUAUCAUUAUUUGAUAUUUGGUCACUAGUAUUGUUUGAUUUAAUCUUUAAGAACCACGUCGUAACUUAACCUAAACUUUUAUUAUAUUCCGAUAAGUUAAAUCAAGAUGAUAAACUGGAAUGCAAUUGGUGCAAUGAUCCUGCCUAACAUUGGUGGGUGGGCUGGAGCUAUAACCAUGACUGGUGAAGUUCGUUCAGCCAAUGGAACAUCCUGGUACGAAUCAAUUAACAAGCCCAGCUGGAAUCCACCAAACUGGGUGUUUGGUCCUGCGUGGACAGCUCUGUAUACUGGAAUGGGAUAUGCAUCCUAUAUGGUUUAUGAUGACUGUGGUGGAUUUACAGAUGAUGCAUUAAUACCCUUGGCAUUGUUUGGUGGUCAUUUGUUAAUAAAUUGGACAUGGACACCAGUCUUCUUCAAGUUUCAUCAGAUUGGUUUGGCUUUAAUUCACAUGUUCGUAUUGGACGCCGCUGCAACUGCUUGUACACUGAGCUUCUUCAGGAUUAACAAGAAAACACUAUAUUUCAUGGCCCCCUAUUUGUGUUGGCUUACAUUUGCCACCUGCCUUAAUUAUUCCAUCUGGCAACUUAACAAAGAUGACAGCAAAAACAAAUAGACGUUGAAUAUUUUCUUUACAUGAUAACUAAUAGAUGGAACUUGGAAAAUCGGGACUUUCUCUACAAUUAUAAAUAAACUUCGAUUGUUUCCGUACAAAGUUAAAUAAUAU
Vanessa tameamea is the source of this 839-nucleotide messenger RNA. Its product is annotated as translocator protein-like. The coding region runs from base 222 to 728 and encodes 168 amino acids. NCBI's taxonomy places the organism in Eukaryota, Metazoa, Arthropoda, Insecta, Lepidoptera, Nymphalidae. The transcript has 4 exons. The record is from RefSeq and is a predicted model, not a curated record. Gene Ontology annotation, cellular component: mitochondrial outer membrane.